Molecule: messenger RNA, 932 nt
Organism: Microplitis demolitor
Lineage: Eukaryota; Metazoa; Arthropoda; Insecta; Hymenoptera; Braconidae
Gene: Yip1d1
Product: protein YIPF5
Exons: 2
Coding region: 104-880 (258 amino acids)
Biological process (GO): vesicle fusion with Golgi apparatus; endoplasmic reticulum to Golgi vesicle-mediated transport
Cellular component (GO): trans-Golgi network
Source: RefSeq, a predicted model, not a curated record
UUCGUCUUGCUGUCAACAAAGUGAACAAAGCCGUCAGUGUCUGGUCUUUCGAUAGAAAAAUCUCAAGUGUAACAUAACAAUAAAUAAAAUAAUAAGAGACAGGAUGUCAAGAUACGGCGAGCAGGAUAACAUGUGGGCGCAACCCCCCCAAGGGCAGUACAACUUUGAACCCUCGGGAUUCGGGCAACCUAACCAACAAUUCGAAUUCCAAAGCUACAGUAAUGAUCAGCCAGCGGACUACUCAUACUCCCAACCUUAUCUGGACCCGAACCAGACCUCCUACGCCGGGGACAUGAUGUACCCGACCACGGACUAUGGCAAAGCUCCAGGAUUUAGCGAAGAGGAAGAUGAGCCGCCACUGUUAGAGGAGCUGGGGAUCGACCCCGACCGCAUAAUGCAGAAAACUCUGGCAGUACUGAACCCAUUUCACCGCAGAGGUCAGACAGAUGACGCAAAUUAUCUGCUCCAGGACUCAGAUCUCGCGGGACCAGUCGCUUUCUGUCUAGUCCUCGCAGCUUUUUUGCUCCUGGCGGGAUCUAAAGCCCACUUCGGGUACGUUUACGGCCUGGCAUCGACUUCUUGUCUGCUUAUGUAUCUGCUCCAGUAUCUGAUGAGCAGCACCGGGAACGUCACGCUCUCCUCAGUGGCCUCCGUCCUCGGGUACUGUCUGCUCCCAGUGGUCGCUCUUGCCGGACUCAGCAUUUUCACAACCCUCCGAGGUCCUCUGGGUCUGGUUCUCGCGGGUCUCGCCGUCGCCUGGGCGACUCUCUCAGCCUCAAGACUCUUCUCCGCGAUGUCCGGGGAGGAAAAGCAGCGUCUGCUCAUAGCCUACCCCUGUCUUUUGCUCUACGGAGUGUUUACUUUAAUCGUUAUUUUUUAAAUUUUCAAUUGUACUAAAUUAUUUAUCAAUAAAUAAAUGAAUAAAAUUAUAA